UCCCAGCUGGGAGAAGUAUGUGAAUUACAUAGAUAAGAUGGUUGUAGAAGGCUUCCAUGCUGUUGUUCAGAAGUCUCUCCAAUUCCUUCUCAGCAAUAUGGAAAGUCAGGCUCAUACUUCACCACUGUUUGAAGUUCGUCUUGAACUCACUGAAUCUGACACUGAAUUUCGACCAACAAUUGGAAUAGGCAGUGAAUUCUUUAACCUCAUUGAGACUUUGAUGAACGACGUGUAUAAAUUAGUUGGCCUUGUUCCACGUUUAGCAAAACAUGGUACUCGAAAGAAAUAUCAGAUAGAUCUUGAAGAAAUGACAGAUUUGGCUGAGAUGCGAGAAGAAAUAAUGACUCUGGUGAUAACCACAAUGAAACAAGCAGAGAAGUAUGAAGAAUCAUUUGAUAAUUAUUCUUAUUUGUGGGUGGAUGAUCGCAAUGAAUUUCUGGAAGAAUUUCUAAUAUAUGGACGUGUUCUCACCCAGGAAGAAAUAGAAUCUUAUGGUGAAGGAGGUGUCCCUCCAACUCCACCCACUCUUGAACAGUUUAAAAAUCAGAUUGACUCCUACGAACAACUAUAUGAAGAGGUAUUGAAGUUUGAGACUGUAAAGAUAAUAGAUUCUUGGUUUAAAAUUGAUUGCAGACCUUUCAGGCAGGCACUUCUGAACCUAAUCAAACGCUGGAGCCUUUUGUUCAAACAAUACCUUAUUAACCAUGUAACUGACAGUCUUAGUACUUUGGAGGCUUUCAUAAAGGAGACAAAUGCAGAAUUAUCUAAAACAGUGAAAGAAGGGGAUUUGAAAACUCUUAUACAAGUAAUGGGAUAUCUGAAAAAAAUUAAAGAGCGACAAGUGACCACAGACCAUAUGUUUGAACCUUUGAAGCAAACCAUUGAACUACUCAAGACCUAUGAUGUAGAGAUGCCAGAAGAAGUUCACACACAAUUACAUGAUCUUCCAGAACAAUGGAACAAUACAAAGAAAAUUUCUGUUAUUUGUAAACACGCUGUGGCACCUUUACAAGCCAAUGAAGUCAAUGUCAUUAGAAGAAAGUGUCUACGAUUUGAGAUUAACCAACAUGGCUUUAGACAAAAGUUUAAAGUGAAGGCUCCUUUUAAAUUUGACAAUCCAAAUCCAUAUAAGGCUUUAGAUAAGGCUCAAAAGAAAAUUGUUGCCAUGGAAGUUGAAUUGCAAGCACUAUCACAGUCAGCUGCUCUAUUUGAAGUUUCUGUUCCUGAUUGUAAACAGUUAAAAGCCUGCCGCAAAGAAAUAGUAUUAUUGAAAGAUCUGUGGGACAUGGUUAUCCUUGUUAGCUUAACCAUUGAAGAUUGGAAGACCACCAAAUGGAAAAAUAUUAGUGUGGAGAACAUGGAUGCAGAUUGUAAGAAAUUUGUGAAAGACUUGAGAAGUAUGGAUAAAGAAAUAAGAGCAUGGGAUGUUUAUUCUGGUUUAGACAAUUUAAUAAAGAACACCAUGACUUCAUUGAAAGCUGUAAGUGAACUGCAGAACCCAGCUAUAAGGGAACGUCACUGGCAACAACUUAUGCAGGCAACAAAGGUCAAUUUUGUGAUGUCAGAAGAAACGACACUUGCAGAUUUAUUGAGUCUGCAAUUGCAUAACUUUGAGGAUGAAGUACGCAACAUUGUUGAUAAAUCUGUAAAAGAAUCUGGAAUGGAAAAGGUGUUGGGUCAGCUCGAUAAUAUUUGGAGUGCAAUGGAAUUUGAACAUGAAGUUCAUGGCAGGACAGGAAUUAUGUUAUUGAAAGGAAGUGAUGAUCUAGUAGAGACAUUGGAGGACAAUCAAGUUCAGUUGCAAAACUUAAUAACUUCUAAAUAUAUUGCAUAUUUCCUCAAGGAGGUCUCCAGCUGGCAGCAAAAGUUAUCCACUGCAGAUGCAGUCAUUUCAAUCUGGUUUGAGGUUCAGAGAACUUGGGUUCACCUUGAAAGCAUUUUUAUCGGUUCGGAAGACAUCCGUAUGCAGCUGCCUGAGGACAGCAAGCGUUUUGAAGCAAUUGAUGUUGACUUUAAAGAAAUCAUGGCAGAUGCAAUAAAGACUCCAAAUGUAGUUGUAGCAACAAAUAAACCUGGUUUGUAUGACAGAUUGGAAGAAAUACAGGGACGUUUAACUCUUUGUGAGAAAGCCUUGGCUGAAUAUCUUGAAACAAAACGACUGGCCUUUCCUAGAUUCUACUUUAUAUCUUCUGCAGACCUGCUAGAUAUAUUAUCUAAUGGUAACAACCCUAUGGAGGUGAGUCAACAUUUGUCCAAGCUAUUUGAUAAUAUGGCUAAACUGAAGUUCCAAUUGGACGCAGAUAACAAUCCAAUGAAAGUUGGCAUUGGCAUGUACAGUAAAGAAAAUGAAUAUGUGCCAUUUGAUAAACCAUGCGAUUGCACUGGUCAGGUUGAAAUUUGGUUAAAUCGGCUAUUAGACAGAAUGUGUGCCACAUUGCGUCAUGAAAUUGCUGAGGCUGUAGUAGCUUAUGAAGAGAAGCCUCGAGAGCAAUGGAUAUUUGAAUACCCUGCACAGGUUGCUCUGACCGGUACACAGAUUGUUUGGAAUGGAGAAGUUAGCGGUACAUUUGCAAAACUAGAAGAAGGAUAUGAAAAUGCUAUGAAAGACUAUCUGAAAAAGCAGAUCAGUCAACUGAAUUCACUUAUCACAUUACUGAUUGGCAACUUAACGGUGGGAGAAAGGCAAAAGAUCAUGACUAUUUGCACAAUAGAAGUACAUGCUCGAGAUGUUGUAAACAAAAUGAUUGCAACUAAGGUGGAGAAUAUCCAAGCUUUUACUUGGCAGUCUCAACUAAGACAUCGCUGGGAUGAUGAGAAGCAGCAUUGUUUUGCUAACAUUUGUGACGCGCAGUUCAGAUAUUCUUAUGAGUACCUAGGCAACACUCCUCGAUUGGUUAUUACUCCACUUACAGACAGGUGCUAUAUUACAUUAACACAGUCACUGCAUCUGAUUAUGGGUGGUGCACCAGCAGGACCUGCAGGAACAGGAAAAACAGAGACAACCAAAGAUUUAGGGAGAGCUUUAGGCAUUAUGGUGUAUGUAUUCAACUGCUCGGAACAAAUGGACUACAAAUCCUGCGGGAAUAUCUACAAGGGUUUGGCGCAAAGUGGAGCCUGGGGCUGUUUUGAUGAAUUCAACAGGAUCUCCGUUGAAGUUUUGUCAGUGAUUGCUGUGCAGGUGAAAUGUAUCCAGGAUGCAAUACGUGACAAGAAAAAACAAUUUAAUUUUCUGGGAGAAAAUAUUGUCCUUAUCCCUACAGUUGGUAUUUUCAUCACAAUGAACCCAGGCUACGCAGGACGGACAGAACUUCCAGAAAAUCUGAAGGCAUUAUUCCGACCCUGUGCUAUGGUAGUACCAGACUUUGAGUUAAUUUGUGAAAUCAUGUUGGUUGCUGAAGGCUUCAUUGAUGCCAGACUACUUGCUAGAAAAUUUAUUACUCUUUACACAUUAUGUAAAGAGCUCCUUUCUAAACAGGACCACUAUGAUUGGGGAUUGCGAGCUAUUAAGUCAGUGUUAGUUGUGGCUGGCUCUUUAAAAAGAGGAGAUCCAACUCGUCCUGAAGAUCAGGUUCUUAUGAGAGCUUUGAGAGACUUUAAUAUUCCAAAGAUAGUUACAGAUGAUUUGCCUGUGUUUAUGGGACUCAUUGGAGAUCUAUUCCCAGCGCUGGAUGUGCCAAGAAAGAGAGAUUUUGAUUUUGAACAGGUUGUUAGGCAGUCAAUACUAGAACUCCAUCUACAGCCUGAAGAUAGCUUUGUUCUGAAAGUAAUUCAGCUAGAGGAAAUACUUCAAGUACGUCACUCAGUCUUUGUUGUUGGCAAUGCUGGAACUGGAAAAUCACAGGUGAUGCUAUCAUUGAAAACUACCUAUUUAAAGAUGAAGCGAAAAGCCAUUACUGUAGAUCUUGAUCCUAAAGCUGUGACUUGUGAUGAACUAUUUGGAAUCAUUAACCCAGCCACGAGGGAAUGGAAGGAUGGACUUUUCUCAACUAUCAUGCGUGACCUUGCAAAUAUUUCACAUGAUGGACCAAAAUGGAUUGUGCUGGAUGGUGAUAUAGAUCCAAUGUGGAUUGAGUCUCUCAAUACUGUAAUGGAUGACAACAAGGUUUUAACACUUGCCAGCAAUGAGCGCAUUCCACUGAAUCCCACAAUGCGUUUACUGUUUGAGAUUAGUCAUCUGAGGACAGCCACACCAGCUACAGUGUCCCGGGCAGGAAUACUCUACAUCAAUCCAGCCGAUCUUGGCUGGAACCCUGUUGUAGCCAGCUGGAUUGAGAGCCGUGAAGUACAAUCAGAAAAAGCAAAUCUUCUGAUAUUAUUUGAUAAAUACUUGCCUACCUGCCUUGAAAAGUUACGUACAGGAUUUAAAAUGAUUACUCCAAUUCCAGAGAUCACCAUGGUGCAGACAGUACUCCAUUUGAUGGAAUGUCUUCUGACCCCAAUUAAUACACCCGCUGACUCUCCCAAAGAACUCUAUGAAUUGUACUUUGUUUUUACUUGUGUUUGGGGUUUUGGAGGUACUAUGUUCCAAGAUCAGCUUGUGGAUUAUCGUGUAGAAUUCAGCAAAUGGUGGGUGAAUGAAUUUAAAUCUGUCAAGUUCCCAUCCCAAGGUACUGUCUUUGACUAUUACAUUGAUUCAGAAUCAAAGAGAUUUAUGCCCUGGACAGACAAGGUACCCGCAUUUGAAUUGGAUUCUGACUUACCACUCCAGGCUGCCUUUGUACAUACGACAGAGACCAUCCGCCUACGUUAUUUCAUUGAUCUAAUGCUAGACAUUGGUCGACCAAUAAUGUUAGCAGGAAAUGCUGGAACAGGAAAAUCUGUACUCAUGUGGGAAAAGUUGAACAGUCUAAGUAUUGAGGACUAUUUGGUUCAAGCUGUCCCUUUUAACUUCUACACUAAUUCUGCAAUGUUACAAGCUGUUCUGGAGAAGCCAUUGGAAAAGAAAACAGGAAGAAACUUUGGCCCACCUGGGAUCAAGAAAUUAAUUUAUUUUAUCGAUGACAUGAACAUGCCUGAGGUAGAUAAGUAUGGAACUGUAGCACCUCAUACACUAAUUAGGCAACACUUGGACCAUGGGCAUUGGUAUGAUAAGGUCAAGUUAACAUUGAAAGAUAUUCAUAAUUGCCAGUAUGUUGCCUGUAUGAAUCCCACAGCUGGCAGCUUUACAAUUGAUUCUAGACUUCAGCGUCAUUUCUGCGUCUUUGCUGUGAGUUUCCCAGGACAAGAUGCACUUCACUCUAUCUACAGCACCAUCCUUUCUCAACAUCUAACUGCUCGAAAUUUUCCAUCAGCAGUGAUAAAAUUCCAUACGCAGCUAGUCUCUGCAGCCCUUGCCUUGCAUCAGAAAAUUGCAGCAUUUUAUCUGCCAACUGCCAUUAAAUUCCAUUACAUAUUCAACUUGAGAGAUCUCUCUAACAUAUUUCAGGGUCUUCUCUUUGCAACAACAGAAUGUGCAAAAACAGCUCAAGAUUUAGUCCGGCUUCUGUUACAUGAAUCUUCCCGAGUCUACGGUGAUAAAUUCAUUGAUGAAUAUGACACAGAAAAUUUUCCAAAACAUCAGCAUUUCAUCUGUCAAAAGUUCUUCCAGGACAUGGAUGAAUCUGCUCUUUUUGAAAAGCCCAAUAUUUUCUGCCAUUUUUCUUCUGGUAUUGGAGACCCAAAGUAUUUACCUGUGAAGAAUUGGGAAUCUUUGAACAAAAUAUUAGUGGAAGCUCUGGACAGCUACAAUGAAAUCAAUGCUGUUAUGAACUUGGUUCUGUUUGAAGAUGCAAUGGCUCAUAUCUGUAGGAUAAAUCGUAUUUUAGAAUCACCCAGAGGAAAUGCACUACUUGUCGGAGUUGGAGGCAGUGGAAAGCAAAGCCUGUCUCGGUUAUCAGCAUAUAUAAGCUCUUUAAAUGUUUUCCAGAUCGCACUUAAGAAGGGGUACUCUGUUAGUGACCUCAAGGUGGAUCUUGGUGCUCAGUAUAUCAAUGCUGGAGUAAAAAAUCAUGGAACAGUAUUUAUGAUGACAGAUUCCCAGGUGGCAGAGGAGAUGUUUCUUGUUCUUAUCAAUGACCUUUUGGCAUCUGGUGAGAUUCCAGGACUGUUUCAGGAUGAUGAGUUUGAAAAUAUUGUUGGUGCAAUGAGAAAUGAAGUUAAAUUACUGGGUUUGCAAGAUACCAAAGAAAAUUGUUGGAAGUUCUUCAUAGAUAGAGUGAGGAGGCAACUAAAGGUUGUUUUAUGUUUUUCACCUGUGGGUUCAAUUCUACGAGUACGUGCUCGAAAGUUUCCUGCUUUGGUAAACUGCACAUCUAUAAAUUGGUUCCAUGAGUGGCCAGAAGAAGCUUUGGUGUCCGUCAGUAAACGUUUUCUUGAGGAAACAGAGAGUAUUGAGAGUGAUGUAAAGAAUUCUAUAAGCCUGUUCAUGUCAUUUGUACACAAAAGUGUCCAAGAGAUGUCUGCAAUCUACCUAGCAACUGAAAGGCGCUACAACUACACCACUCCCAAAACAUUUCUGGAACAAAUAAAGCUCUAUCAAAGCCUACUCUCAAAGAAAAGGAAAGAAUUGACUGCUAAAAUGGAUAGACUUGAAAAUGGUUUGGCUAAACUUAAUAGCACUGCUGGCCAGGUAGAUGAUUUAAAAAGUAAACUUGCUGUACAAGAAGUGGAGCUGCAACAGAAAAAUGAGGAUGCAGACAAAUUAAUUAAAGUUGUUGGACAGCAAACAGAAAUUGUGACCAAAAAUAAAAGAAUUGCUGAUGAGGAGGAGAAAAAAGUACAAAUCAUUAAUGAGAACGUAAGAGAAAAGCAACAGUCUUGUGAAGAAGACUUGGCAAAAGCAGAGCCAGCUUUAAUUGCAGCACAAGAAGCACUGAAUACAUUAAAUAAGAACAACUUGACAGAGCUGAAAUCUUUCGGCUCCCCACCAGAUGCUGUAGUUCUUGUGGCAGCUGCUGUAAUGAUCCUUUUAGCACCAAGUGGAAAACUCCCAAAGGACAAAAGCUGGAAAGCUGCGAAAGUUAUGAUGGGUAAAGUGGAUACUUUUUUAGAUUCACUAAUAAACUAUGACAAGGAACAUAUCCCUGAGUCAUCUUUGAAAGCUUUCCGCCAGCCAAUCCUUGAUAAUCCAAUGUUUGACCCAGAUUUUAUUCGUACUAAAUCCAUUGCUGCAGCUGGUCUGUGUUCAUGGUGUAUAAAUAUUGUCAAAUUUUAUGAGGUCUUUUUGGACGUGGAACCUAAGAGGAUCGCUCUGGCACAGGCCAAUGCUGAACUGGCAGCUGCACAGGAGAAACUUGCUGGUAUCACACGUAUGAUAAAUGAACUUGAUGAUAAUUUAGCAAAGUUGACAGCUGAAUUUGAAAAAGCCACAUCUGAAAAGCUCAAAUGUCAACAAGAAGCUGAUAACACCAACAGGACAAUUUCACUUGCAAACAGACUUGUUGGAGGUUUGGUAUCAGAGAAAAUACGCUGGGGUGAUUCGAUAGCCAUGUUCAAGGAACAGGAAAAAACACUGUGUGGAGAUGUGCUCCUUGUUACAGCUUUUGUUUCAUACGUUGGAUACUUCACAAAAAAAUACAGAAACGAACUUUUGAAUGAACACUGGCUCCCUUUUCUACAAAAAUUGGAGGUGCCAAUUCCAAUAACUGAAAACUUGGAUCCACUCUCUCUUCUGACUGAUGAUGUUGACAUUGCUGCCUGGAAUAAUCAGGGGUUACCUAGUGAUCGAACAUCAUCUGAAAAUGCUACAAUCCUCUGUAACACAGAGCGUUGGCCUCUAAUUAUUGAUGCACAACUGCAAGGUGUCAAAUGGAUUAAAAGGAAGUAUGGUGAUGAUUUGAAAGUCAUAAGACUUGGACAAAGAGGUUACCUUGAUAGUAUUGAAAAUGCGGUAUCCAAUGGAGACACUUUAUUACUUGAAAACAUCAGUGAGACAGUGGAACCAGUCCUGGAUGCUCUUUUGGGAAGAAACACCAUCAAAAAGGGAAAGUAUAUCCAUAUAGGAGAUAAAGAAGUUGAAUAUCAUCCCAACUUCAGGAUGAUACUUCAGACCAAGUAUUUUAACCCUCACUUCAAACCAGAAAUGCAAGCCCAAUGUACUUUGAUUAAUUUCCUUGUAACAAGAGAUGGUCUGGAAGAUCAACUGCUGGCUGCUGUGGUUGCUAAAGAACGUCCUGAUUUAGAAGAGCUGAAGGCAAGACUGACAACACAACAGAAUGAAUUCAAGAUUGUUCUUAAACAAUUAGAAGACUCUCUUUUAGCUCGACUCUCAGAAGCUUCUGGAAAUUUCCUUGGUGAUACAGCUCUGGUGGAGAACUUGGAGACAACCAAACAAACUGCAACUGAAAUAGAACAGAAGGUCGCUGAAGCAAAGGUAACAGAGGUUAAAAUAAAUGAGGCAAGAGAAAACUACAGAACUGCUGCCCAGAGAGCAUCCUUACUCUACUUUGUUAUUGAUGACCUGAAUAAGAUCAAUCCUAUUUACCAGUUCUCUCUCAAGGCUUUUCAUGUUACGUUUGAGAAAGCUAUUCAACGCUCAGUACCAGCAGAUGAUGUCAAGGAGCGUGUCCUCAAUCUCACUGAUGAAAUCACCUAUUCUGUUUUUGUGUAUAUAACCAGAGGUCUAUUUGAAAGAGAUAAACUAAUCUUCACAGCUCAAGUUGCUUUUCAGGUAUUUUUAAUGAAAAAAGAAAUAAAUCCAAAUCAUCUUGACUUCUUGCUGCGAUUCCCAUUUAAAGCUGGUGUUACAAGCCCUGUUGACUUUCUUUCACACCAAGGAUGGGGCGGAAUCUUGGUCUUGGCAGAAAUGGAACAGUUUAAGAAUCUUGACAGUGACAUAGAAGGUUCAGCCAAUCGUUGGAAAAAAAUUGUGGAGUCAGAAGCUCCAGAGAAGGAGAAAUUGCCACAGGAAUGGAAAAAUAAAGGGCCAAUGGAGAAACUCUGCAUGAUGCGAUGUAUGAGACCGGACAGAAUGACAUAUGCUGUUAGUGGCUUUGUGGAGGAGAAGCUUGGAGCUAAAUAUGUGGAGGGUCGUAGUAUGGAAUUUGCAAAAUCAUAUGAAGAAAGCAGUCCUUCCAUUCCAGUAUUCUUCAUUCUCUCACCAGGAGUUGAUCCACUGAAGGAUGUCGAGGCAUUGGGCAAGAAAUUGGGCUUUACCAUUGACAAUGGCAAAUUUCAUAAUGUAUCAUUGGGGCAGGGUCAGGAGAUAGUGGCAGAACAAGCUUUGGAUGAAGCAGCUGCAGACGGACACUGGGUUAUUCUUCAGAACAUUCAUCUAGUUGCUAAAUGGUUGAGUACAUUAGAUAAGAAAGUGGAAUUUUAUAGUUUGAACAGUCACGACGAUUAUCGUGUGUUUAUGACUGCUGAGCCAGCGGGAACACCUGAGUCACAUAUUAUUCCCCAGGGAUUACUGGAGAAUUCCAUUAAAAUCACCAAUGAACCCCCAACGGGCAUGUAUGCCAACCUUCACAAAGCUUUGGACUUAUUCAACCAGGAUACCUUGGAGAUGUGUUCCAAAGAAUCAGAAUUCAAGUGCAUCCUUUUUUCUCUCUGUUAUUUUCAUGCUGUGGUUGCUGAGAGGCGUAAAUUUGGAGCACAAGGAUGGAACAGAGCCUACCCAUUUAACAAUGGAGAUCUUACAAUUUCUGUUUAUGUUCUGUACAACUAUUUGGAAGCUAAUCCUAAGGUUCCCUGGGAUGAUUUACGCUAUCUGUUUGGUGAAAUAAUGUAUGGCGGCCACAUUACUGAUGACUGGGAUCGUAAACUGUGUCGUACUUAUCUAGAGGAAUACAUCAGAAAUGAAAUGCUGGAUGGCGAACUUCUGCUUGCACCGGGCUUCCCUAUCCCACCAAAUUCUGAUUACAAUGGCUAUCAUGAUUAUGUGAAUGAGAUGUUGCCUCCUGAGAGCCCAUACCUGUAUGGCCUGCACCCGAAUGCAGAAAUUGGAUUUCUGACAGUGAUCUCUGAAAAGUUGUUUCGCACAGUCCUCGAGUUGCAACCAAAAGAAUCUGCUGCAGAAAGUGGUGGUGGAGCAACUAGGGAGGAAAAGGUUAAGGCAGUCUUGGAUGAAAUCCUGGAAAAACUGCCAGAGAGUUUUAAUAUGCAUGAGAUCAUGGGUAAAGUUGAAGAAAGGACACCUUAUGUAGUUGUGGCUUUCCAGGAAUGUGAAAGAACAAACAUAUUGACUGCGGAGAUAAAACGGUCGUUGAAGGAGCUAAAUCUGGGAUUAAAGGGAGAACUAACUAUCACAGCCGACAUGGAAGAGAUUUCAAAUGCCUUAUUUUUCGACAUAGUUCCAGCAACAUGGGCAGCCUUAGCUUAUCCAUCACUUUUCAGCUUAGGUGCUUGGUUUAGUGAUCUUCUUCUUCGUAUCAGGGAACUGGAAGCUUGGAGUGCAGAUUUUGCUUUGCCUAGUGCAGUGUGGCUUGGUGGCUUUUUCAAUCCACAGUCUUUCCUCACGGCUAUAAUGCAGUCCAUGGCCAGGAAAAAUGAAUGGCCACUAGACAAAAUGUGUCUGGCUGUUGAAGUUACAAAGAAAAACAGAGAAGAUAUGACAAGUGCUCCCAGAGAAGGCGCCUACGUCCAUGGGCUGUACAUGGAAGGUGCACGUUGGGAAAAGAACAGUGGAAUCAUUACUGAUGCACGACUGAAGGAGCUUACACCAGGAAUGCCAGUUGUGUUCAUCAAAGCCAUUCCAGUUGAUCGUCAAGAAACAAAAAACAUUUACGAAUGUCCAGUGUACAAAACCCGCAGCCGAGGUCCAACCUAUGUUUGGACUUUCAACCUGAAAACAAAAGAGAAACGAGCCAAAUGGAUCCUUGCAGGUGUUGCUGUUUUACUACAAGUUUAAAUCGUAAAGUAUAGACUUAAAAAAUCUCAUUUAUAAUGUCAUGACGCAGAA
Molecule: messenger RNA, 10876 nt
Organism: Stegostoma tigrinum
Lineage: Eukaryota; Metazoa; Chordata; Chondrichthyes; Orectolobiformes; Stegostomatidae
Product: dynein axonemal heavy chain 17-like
Exons: 65
Coding region: 38-10825 (3595 amino acids)
Biological process (GO): microtubule-based movement
Cellular component (GO): dynein complex
Molecular function (GO): dynein intermediate chain binding; dynein light intermediate chain binding; ATP binding
Source: RefSeq, a predicted model, not a curated record